Monascus purpureus is the source of this 1018-nucleotide messenger RNA. The record is from the annotation of a GenBank genome assembly. NCBI's taxonomy places the organism in Eukaryota, Fungi, Ascomycota, Eurotiomycetes, Eurotiales, Aspergillaceae.
CCUUAUUUCUACUUCUCAAUAAUAAUGUCUGUGGACAUGAAAGCAAGCCAGAGUCGCGCAUGUCCACCACAGGAGAUGAAAACAACACCCUCUCCACAAACUCCCACAGAACCACAAAACCACCAUCAAAGCAAGGAGAAGAAGAAAAAUGACAGCCCCCCACCACCGCAAAAUAGAACUCCAAUCCCCCGCCGACCUGCUAUAUCUCCACACCAACGCGGUAGCCCUGUCGCGUCGCAAACUCGACUUGCACCUCCCCCCCUCCGCGACGAACGAUGGAAACGAACCAGAUCCAAUGCGGGAGCGAGUGAAAGAGUUAGUUGAUGAGUUCAUAACAAAAACCUUCACAACAGCCACCCCCUCAAUCAGCAUAAAUGGCAUGGACUCAACAACCGCCCUCCCCAUCCAACAGAACCCAAACUCAACAUCACCAUCAAUAAUCCUCUCCGCACCGGAAACGAUCGAAUACGAACCCUACGACGCCCGACUCGCAGCCCGCGUGACGUCGCUAUACGCCCAGCUCGAAUCGCUAACUACGACAGUCGCACAGUUACGACGAGAUACGCCCGCGCGCGCGGCGAGGGAAUAUGGUGAUCAGUUGAAAAAGGCAUUACUAGAAGAUGACCAGGAAGAAGAAGAACAAGAAGUAGCGGUCAACGGGGGUGGGGAAAUGGAUUGGGAUCUUCAUAUUCCCCUCGGCACAGAGGAGGAGGCGCAACGCUGGAAGGACGGAGAAGUUGCACAGGUUUACGAGGAUGCGUUGCGGACUUUACUUCGGUUGCAGGGUGAGGAGGAGAUAGAGGAAAUGGGUGAUGGUCCCGAUGGGGAUGGUGCUUUGGCUACGACGGUGGGUAAAGCUGAGAGGGCGAUAAAGGCUGCUGAGGUUGUGGAGGGUAUGAAGUAAAUAUAUCUAGACGUGUUUGAAGGCGUUUUCCCUUAUACGAGGUUCUUUUUUUGGGGGGAGGCGUCAGGUUGGUUGGGUACGGUUCUUGGAUGAUACCAGCGUUGAUUUAAUAGC